AUGUUGGCAGCCUGCAUUUUGGCCGUUUCUGGCUGCUCGUUGCAGCAUGAGCCAAAGGCAGCGAAAGUUGUGGCUGCCCAGGGCCUAACUUUGGUAAGCUGCAACUGGCUAGCCUUAGGGGCGUUGCGCAUGUUUUUGUGCCGCCUCGCUGUUUUCGUGUUGAUUUCGCAGCUGGCUUACACUGGUGACGUUGCAGCGGCGUGUGGAACCUGGGUGGCACCGUUUGAAAAGGCGGAAGAGACAAGCGGUGCGGACUUGGUUUGCCAGGAUCUUUACACAGCCAAUUGGCAAAAGGCGGAGGAGGCGGAUUCGCAGUUUGUUACCGGCACUACAAAAUACCUCUACGAGUCCGUCAAAAGGUCACCAUGCCGAAGUUGCGAAGUCCAAAACAGUCAACAUUUAGACAAAUGUCGACAGUGCCGAGCGCAUUGGAGCGAAGUGUGGGAACCGCCCAAGCGCAAGGUGCGAAGUCGCAGCAAAUCUCAGAAGUACAACAAAGCAGAAGCAACCGGAGAACAAGAACAGCAGGCCACAUGGCAAGUGUUCCAGGAGAAAGUCCCCUGGGUACAGUCCACGCCUGCCAGAGCAACAUCGUACAGAACCGAUGUGACUUCGGAUGCCAAGGACAAAGACUUGCAGCUGCCGCCACAGCCAGUCUUACCACCUCCGCCCAUGCCUUCAAUGGAAAGGGAAGGAGGCGAUGCUUUGACUACGGAAGAGAUCAAGGUGCUAGAACACCUACGUGGGUUGAAGGGCAUGAAUAUUGCUUUGCCAGAGGAAAUGGCACAGCAGUUAGCCGAUUUGACCGUCAAGGAACAAAGAAUGGCCACGGCCAAAGCCCUCACACAUGGACACAUCAACAAGUUCCACAAGGUGAAAGGGCAAGUGGCUGGGGCAGCCAAACGCAUUCGAGAGCUCGAUGCAGAGUGGAAUGCUUUCAUGAAUCGUACAAUGGAGCGUGUCAAAGAACAUGGUCUCCUGUACCAGAAAUGUCGUGCCGACAUGAUGGAAACAUACAACCAGAAGCUGAAGGAGCUACAGACCUUGAAGGAGGAGGUCUCAAUUGCCUCCAGGAGUCUGGUGGAUCAACACACUGGGGAUUUCGACAUGGACGAGAUGCCAGGAGUUGCAGAUCAGAUGAUGAAACUGCAAAAUGCGCUGGCGGAAAAUGGGACAGUCGAUCUUACAGAGGAUCAAAUGGAAGACCAGUUGGAAGAAGAAGAACUGGUUGCAGCAAACAUGGAUCAGGGGGAGGAAGAGGCCAAGAAGGAUCUCCCUUCUGCGCUGAGACCAUUCAGAUCGGCAGCAUCUCCGCAGCAAGUGGCCAAGACACACUUGAAAGCAAAGCAAGAGAAACAUCAGAAAGACAAGGACAAAGAGGGCGGUGAAAUGAGUAUCACCAAUGUUCCGGAAACAAAUGAGGAGGAUGAAGCCUCAUUGCUUUCUCUUGGUGACAGUGCUUGUUUUGGAGCAACAAAUUUUGGAGAAGUUGCGAAAAGCCAGUUGCCCGUGGUGAGUGGCAAGGAAAUUUCAAAAAGUGAAGAUGACAUGGUGAGACAUUUUGGGAAGCCCUUUUUGCAUGUGGGAAGCAAGAAAGAGGGUAACACAGUUCUUCCCUUGGACAGCCAUCGGUCUUCGCACGAGAACCCUCUGAUAGACCCAGGCGGACAGUUCCAAGCAAGGGAUGUCCUUUCAUGUGGCAACAAUCGGACCAUCAGGCGCACAGAGGCUAACUUGGAUCUCUGUGGUCUUGUGGGUUCCAGCAUCGACUGUGAAGCUCGUCCUGUGGGUUCAGAGCAGACACAGGCUCACCCAGAUGAAGAUGCGAAUGAGGGUAGGCAUUUGCAACAAGUUUCUUGGAAGGAUGCAACAGAUUGGCUUCACUUUCCUUACACAUGGUGCCAGGGCUUGCACAAGGGUAUGAUGAGACGCACAGAGGGUAACUCGGAUCUCUGUGGUCGCACAAGCCGCGAUACCACCUUGUUAGAUGUGGAGUUUGAGUUUGAACCCGCUGGUGAAAUAGUAGGCUCCUCACUCUGCAAUGAAACAAGAAAGACUGAUCGCCACAACAGUGUUGAUGAAGCUUUGAAUCUCCCUCCUCCUUCUGCAGUAUCGUUUGGUAAUGAGUUUGAGCCUUCAAAUUUUUUGAAUGGAGCCUCAUUUGAUGGUGUUGACGAUAUUAAGCUGCGGAAGAGACUUGUGGAGCAAGUCGCUCAGAGAGUGGAGAGACAGACGCAAUUACGGUUUGAUGAAGUGUGUGAAGUUGUGUGUUUUGACCACCAUGAGUCUUGCAGUUUCAGGAUCAAUGAAUGUGAUCGAGAAGAUUGUUUGAGAAAUCUCUGGCAUUUGCAUGGCCAGAUUGCAUCGCUCAAAGAAUGUGAAGCGGCUUUAGACUCGUAUGUCAAGCAAACUCCUAGGCUUUGUCAGCAUGAUGAAGGUUCUGACACGAAGGGAGGCAUGUCAAUUGCUAGGCAUCAAGAGGAUGUGGUGCAAAUCGCAGCUUUUCACAAUAUGAACACUAAGGCCUCAAGUUUGUAUGAUUCAAGCAGAAGUCCAGUGUUCGUUGAUACUUGGUUUUUGGCAGCCCAGAGAAUCGACCUUUGUGUGAGACCAAGAGCAGUUAGGGUCGACCGUGAAACUGAUUUUGAAACUUUCAGAAGAGCAUGCAAGCAGACGUGGUUUGACCUUGAUGAUGGCGGACCUAUCCAACUCAUUUAUGUGCAGACUGAUCGAAGACGUUUGCCGAGUGUGAUCGGUGCUUGGAUUGUCAUUCAGGGAAUCAUGCCUGGUCAGGUUGCAGCCUUGUUUCACUGUGAGUCGAUGCCAGUGUUCACCAGAACCAGGGCUGCACUGUUUGAAAAUGGCAAGUCAGUGAGAAACAUCUUCGAGGUUUUGCAGCAUGAAGACGCAUGUAGGCGUGUUCAAACUGCCUGUUUUCUUCAAUUCUUUCAAGAAAAUGAGGCAAUCACUAGGACCGACUCGGAGGCUGUCUUUGCACAAAUUGGCACUUUUUUCAAGGGUGGCCUGCGCGUCAUUCAUGGGGAGGAGGAUCAAAAUGAAGUGAAUGUUGCAGCAGAUGACUCCUCGGCUAGUUCUGAGGCUACCACGGACCUGCCAGAAGAUGAAUGGACGGAUGACCCAGAGGAAUUUUCCUUGAUGUCUGGAGGACCCAUCAUGAUGCAGAUUGACCAGUUUAUACCGGAGGACUGGCAGAAUGAAGACCAGCACGGUGCACAUGCUUUGAUGGAAGAGGAACCGGCCAUUUCAAUCAUGAAUGACAGGUGGACGGUGGUGACUUUCGGGUUGGGGCUCGUGGAACUAGGCAGAAGAGAUGCUAGUUUUGAUCCCCUAGCGCCGAAUGAGCUCAUGCGUGUGGUGUUGGACUUAUGGGAUGACCAUGCCCAACAAGGCGACCUCAUUGCAUACAAUGUCAGCCCACAGCCGAUGGACAUAGCUGGAGAAAAGUCUAUAGUCCUUAUCGUUGAGAUUGACAUUGAAGGCACAGAUGAUGAGCGAUUGCAACCCGUUUUGGUGCAUGAAAGAGCGGUUUCAGAGGUGUCAGUCAGGAAUCAAUACUAUGCAUCAAGGCUGUAUGUUGAAUCCACAAUGACUGAAAUUUUCUCCCAGCUCGGGCUGCAACAGCAUUGCCCACCGUUGACAGCACGAGCAUGUGGAGUGAGGCUGGGGCAGGUCAGUUUGGAGGAUGGACAUCACUAUGAUUUCGAUCCGGGUAUGUUAUGCCUAGUUUGGAUUGGACCCAUUUGCAAGGAGGUGCAAAGAGCCAGCCAAAGGAUCAAUCAAGUGGAGGCCUUCUUCCUCCAGUGCAGGAGCUUGCAGAAUCUCCAGCCUGAAUGUGAAGAAAUUGUGCUUAUUGUUCAUGGGAUUUCGCCGGCCAAUAGGCCACUUGGUCAGCGUGAAAUUGCGCGCAGGGCUGAUCAGUUGAAGAAUCUUGAGUGGAUUGAUUUCAUGAUACAGCUUUGGCCUUUUGACGCCCAACAGGUGCAAAUUGGUUUUGUCUCGGAUAUGACGAAUGAUGUUCGAGAGAUGGAGCGACCAUGUUUCCACUUCGUCAUCAGUUAUGGUCAUGGGGAUGGACGUCCAGUCCUAAUCCAUCAGCAAAUCACUGUGGCUGAGAAGAUGCCAGGUCAGGAGGGUAUGGUGAAUGAAUAUUGGGCUGUUAACAUGCCGAAUCAAGUGGUUUCGCACUCUAUGCCAGGAAUUGCGUUAGAGUCCCCUUUCUGGUUCCGUGUGGCAAGACGGCAUCACAUCCAUCCGCAUGUUUUUGUAGGUGGACAGAAAGCAAGGGAGGUUCAAAGAGACUGGCAGGGAGGUGAUUUGGUGACAGCCCGAUUCGUGGUUUGGCAGCAACAUCAAGCCUUGACCUUGCUGUUAAGCAAUGAUGAAUGCGAGGACUAUGGAGAUGUGGAAAUGACAAGCUUGAUGCAGCAUCGAAUGAGAUUGAAAAGUGAAGGAAAGCCAAAACAGCAAGUAAAUCCUCAGAGUUUUGAAUGCUUGCACACUAAUGGGCUCCAGGACACCGGUUUCGUGGAAAUUUGCAGAGCUCUGCAUGAGAAACUUGAUGUGGAUGAUAAAAGAGUUCAUGGUGGUCAGGAAAUGAACCAGCAAAAUUUCCAAGAUGACAAAAUUUCCUGCGAUGUUCUGUCGAGCAAAGAGCAUUCACUGUCUUUUCAGCAGGGACGUGAUGGGGAUAACUUGGAUCCCAUCAGUUCCUAUCGCAAGCCAAAUGAACAUGAGGCCACCAGAGAUGCAAGGGCAGAGUUGCAUUUGCAGGAGGGGGAUGCUCUCUUGCGACCAUGCCAAGAGGAUAACUCGGAUCUCUCGGAUGGCUGGAGCAAACAACAAUGGCAGAAUCCAGUUCAAGAAAACAACGAUGUGAUGCUGGAGAGUUUGAAGUCGGAUUUGCAAGCCCUCUUCACAGAAGGAUGGAAGGGGCUGAAUCGUGAUUUUGCUCUUAUCCCCUAUAUGCAUCCAUAUGCAGCCAUUGCCAGCCAACAGGUGAAAUUGGAUGUUGAGUGCCACAAUGUCUUCCAUAUUUUCACGGAUGGAUCUUGCAAGCGUCACAAUGCGGCAUGGGCUUUUGUCGUUCUCUGUGAAUGCAGGUUGCCAACGCAUUCACGCUUUGUUCGCAUUGGUUAUGCUGCUGGGAUGAUUGAUGACUCAAUUGGACCAGUGCGUAUGACAGCAACCGAUGCUGAGGCGACUGCCAUUAUUGCUGGGGUGGAAUACCUCUUGGCAUGCCCCACAAUUCAACAUGCGGAGAUCUUCUUCCACUAUGACGCUUUAGCUGUGGGCCAUGGUGCAUGUGGAUUGCAAAAUGUUGUUCAGCAUGUGGAUCCCUUUUCCGAUAGACAGCAUGCUGCUCGCAUCAUGAUGUCCAUUUUGCAGCAGAGGGCAAGUGAAGUCACUGGUUUGCAUGUCAAAGCACAUCAAGGUCACCCAUGGAAUGAAUGCGCUGAAAGUAUAGCUCGAUUGGUCAGGCAAGGUUGGCAGCCUAUGGUCCAAACUGAGUUCCGAUCAGGACGGCUUUUGUCACAUCCAUUACGGGAAUGGGCAUGGAUUGAAGCAAAGCCGGACAGCCAGAUGCCUUCACUCGCCAUGGUGUUGAAAAAUAGCCAGGCGGAUCCCAAUGAGGGGUGGUAUGACCCGACACUAUCCCUUGAGGCCAACAAGUGGGAGCAAGGAAAAAAGGGUAGAGACAUGAAAGAAGACCAGCAUCAUGGAUGUAGGGUUCAUCGGCUGAGAUUUGCGACGGCAAAUGUUGAGACUAUGGAGUACAAUGGUGAUUCUGAUUGCGGCAGCAUCAAAGCAAAUGAAUUGCUGCGCCAAUGCCAAUUGGAACACAUUCACAUUUGUGCAAUUCAAGAAUCCAGAGCCCGGGUGUCACGCAUGGUCACGAAUGGCCCUUUUACUCGGCUUGUUGCCAAAGGCUGCAAUGGACAAGCUGGGGUGGAAUUGUGGUUGAAUGGCGAGGAAUUGGCCAGGAUUUUCCAUUGUGUUUUUCAGCCUGAAAAAGAUGUGUGCGUGUGGCAUUCAUCGGAACGCAUCCUUGCAGCACGAUGCCAAAUGGGUAAGUCAGCAUUGGAGAUUGUCGUUUUCUAUGCGCCUCAAAGAGGCCGCAGUGCGCAAGAGAAAGAACAGUGGUGGAAGCACUUCAAAUCUGUCCUGGAGAAAAGAGACAAACGAGCUCAUCUUUUCAUGCUUGGGGAUGGCAAUUGUAGUGUUGGUUCAUGUUCCGGUGAUGAAAAUGGACAUCAUGCUGCUGAUUUGGAAGACGAAGGAGGUGAACUUCUCCGUGAAAUCUGCAGGGAACAAAAACUCAUGAUUCCCUCCACUUUUGAGUGCUGGCAUGAAGGGCAGACAUACACAUUCACUAGUGCGCAUGGUGAUAGAUCCAGAAUCGACUACAUCUUGAUGCCACAAGAACUUGGUGCAAGUGUGGUGCGUUCUUUCAUACAUCAAGAUCUUGAUCUCAUGAAUGGUGACAGAGAUCAUUUUCCUCUUUGUCUGGAAUGCGACAUCAAGGUUGGCAAGAAAGAAGUGGUCAGACGUUUCAACAGGAGCCCAAUAUACCACCGAGCUGAGGCCAUGAAAAGGCAGCAAAAGGCUGCUAUGCAAGAUAUUUUGGUGAAAUGUCCAUCUGUGGACUGGUCUGUUGAUGUUAAUGACCACUGGAAUUGGGUGCGACACCACCUGCAGCAAAAGGUCAAAGACCUUUUUCCGUGCCAGAAGCGCCAGCAGCGUCAAUUGUAUUUCUCCAAAGAGGCUUGGAAUGUGCUUUGCUCCAGAAAGGAGAUCCGCAAGCAAUAUAGAGCCUUGCAACGUGAGAAAAGAAUUUUGAUUUUGAGUGCCAUUUGGAAGGCAUGGAAAGGAAACGUGCAGGACUCUCAAGCAGAGGAAACCUUUCGCAGGCCUUUGCAUUUUCUGAGAUGCCAAGAAGCUGUCACCUUAGAAGCGCGCAUCAGGGUGGACCAUGACUUCAAAUGCAUCAAAAGAAGAGAUUGGAGGCAGUGGAUAAAGCAACAACUUGUUGACAAAGUUGAAAAGGCAAGAGGAGUGCGUUCAGCGGAGUUGUUCAAGAUCUUGCGUCCCAAGCAAAUGAUUGUCAGAAGCACCGGCAAACUGAUCCGUCAGCUUCCCGGACUAUGUGGAGAGGAUGGACAAUGGAAAAACAACAGGGAUGCCAUCGCUUUGGAAUGGCAAACACAGUUUGGAACCAUUGAAAACGCUGAGGAGGUUACAGCAACAGAAUUGCUUCAACGUUCAGUUUCAAGACAUGAAGACUGCUGGCAAGCACUCGAUCUCCUUUCAGUUCCUUCCCUCUACCAAUUAGAAUCAGCAAUCAGAGCAUUGCAGGCAACCAAGGCCACGGGCCUUGAUGGCCUAGGAGCGGAAGUGCUUCAAGCUGAUCCAGUUGUAGCAGCCAAAAAGUUGUACCCGAUCUUGUUAAAAGCAGCGGUCAGAGGCCAAGGCGUCAUGGAGUUCGCAGGUGGAUGGUUGCUGCCAUUGUUCAAAGGACGGGGCAACCCGCAAAAUAUGGCUGGUUACAGAGCAAUACUUCUGGAAUCUGUUGUAUCAAGAGCCUUUUCGAAGGCAUGGAGACCACUGAUCACGGAAGGAUUGGCAAGAGUGGCGCGACCCAUGCAGUGGGGGGGCAGACAAGGACUUUCGAUUGAGGCACUACACCUACAUGUUCAUUUCUGGAAAAGGAAUGCGAAACAUCAGCGCAAGUCUCAUGCAGUUAUUUUCCUUGACAUCAAAGCAGCGUUUUACUCUGUGGUGAAACAGUUGGUAGCAGGCACAGCCUCCGGCAUGCAGAGCUUGGAAAAAGUGUUUGCAAAGAUGAAUUUACCAACUGACAUGAAAGAGGAGUUUCUGCAGCAGACGAUGGGUGUCAAUCUCAUCAAGGAGGCUACAGGAUCAGCUGUCAUGGCCAACAGUGCAGCGGCAAUGCUGGGCUUAGCAUGGUUUGUGAUACCAGAGUCCAAGUCGCUGCAAGCGCCCAUGACCGGCUCAAGGCCGGGAGACCCUAGCGCAGAUGUGCUAUUUUCGCUGGUCUUAUCCAAGGUGAUAGGUGUGAUUGAAGAAAGAGCACAGCAGAUUGGCAUUCAGCUUUCACGUGAAACGACAGCUGGUCAAGUCUCGAACAUGGUCACCUGGGUGGAUGACAUCGCUUUUUCGCUCACGGAGGAUGCUGAUCGUUUGGUGGGCAGAACCAUGGAUUUGUUGGGCAUAGUACAAGAUGCAAUGCUGGAGCAUGGUCUGUCCCUUUCUUACGGGGUUGGAAAAACAGCAGUGAUGAUCUCGUUUCAUGGAAAGGGAGCGACUGUUGCACGGCAGGAAGCAGAGCAGAAGCAUGGUCAAGGAUUGGCAUUGAUGAGUGAGCACAAAGGCAAAGUGAUCAUCCCGAUCGUGGGGCAUUACCGACAUCUUGGCGGCUUCAUCACAAGAUCGGGUUCGAGAAUCGCGGAGCUGAGGGUCAGAACUGUCGGUGCCCUAUCCAAACUCAAGCCGUUGCGACGGAUUCUUGUUCAUGAAGGUCUCCAAAAGGAGCAGAGAAGUCGGCUCAUCAAGAGUUUGGGCUUGUCAGUUUUCACGUUACACGCUGGCACACUUUUUGCUCUUACCCAAGGUGAAUAUCAAGUUUGGCAAGCGGGUAUUCACAAAAUCUACCAAUCCCUUCAUCAAAGAAAGGCAAAUGGUGAGGUGCGGCACUCCACUAUGUAUCAGCUAGCUGAUGCGAUGCAAUCACCUAUGCCUUUGGAACUGAUGUAUCUUUGCAGGCUGCGUUUGUUGGUGCAUCUUUUCAAGACAGGAGAUGCGUAUAUGAUUGCGGCGAUUGUGGAGAAUUUCGAGAUUGAGAAAGAGAACUCGUGGCUUCAAGGGGUCUUUCACAGUUUGAAAUGGUUGAAAAAUCAAGUUGGCGCAGAGCAGGUGCCAGAGGAGCUUUUUCAGCUGAUGGACCCGCAAGUUUGGAAUUGGUUUCAAGCAGGAGCUCAUGAACUCAAGGGUUUGAUCAAAAAGGCAGAGCAAUCUCACUUGUGCAAGGUCAAAUCAUUUUGCGAGUUGAAAACUCAUGCGGAGGUGCAAGAUCAAAUCUGCAGAGAAAUGGGAUGGACCUUGGAAGAGGAGAGUGAGAAAGGAGAGGAAUCCGGCACAGGUGCAGGCCUUCAUGAAUGCACUGAAUGUGGGGCGAUGUUUGACAAGGCCUCUUCAUUGGCCACCCAUGAGCAACGCAAGCAUAACAAACGAGUUGCUCUGAGGAGGGUGGCAUGUGAUGCAGCAUGUCGUGCAUGUGGUCGGUUUUACCACACGCGGCCUCGCAUGAUCAAGCAUUUGCAGAUGGCGAAGUCAGGGUGCUGGAUUUUUCAUUUACGGAAUUAUGUUCCCAUGUCUGAAGAGGCAGCAGCCGAGCUUGAUGAGCAUGACAGAAAGAGGGGAGUGGCUGCUCAUCAGAAGGGGCUUGUGGAGCACUCCUUAGAUCAAGGUUGGCGUUGGUGCACAGAUCAGGAGAAAAAACACAUUUUGCCUUUGAAGGAACACCCUCCUGUGCAAGAUGGUGCACCAACGGAGCAGGAGCUGGCGGAAUGGGCAGCUCUGGGUAUGUUACCUCCAGGGCAAGGAGGCAGACAAAUCACAUUGAGAAACGCAACUGAAUGGACGGUGCACAAUGUGGGACAAGAAGCAACCAAAUUUGAGCAUCAGCUCCUUGACAGAGCCACCAGAUGGAAUCCGAAUCCGGAUUGGAUCCCUAGAGGGCCGGCAGAUGGACAUCGUCGUUUCGAGGAUCUGGCUUCAUACAUUUGGUGGCAAUCAAAUUUAAUCCCGAUUUGUGUGGAUGUUGCCAUCCACCCAGAGUUUGGCAAUGUCCUGGAGAUUGGGUUGUGGCGUUCACUUAUUCAUGCCAGACGAGUCACAGGGGGGCACGCUGGCCCCCCAUGCGAGACAUACUCCUUGGCCAGAUGGUUGGAAAUUGAAGACAGCAUUUAUCCAAGACCUUUGCGGAGUUGUGAACAGCCUUGGGGAUUGGAUGGAAGAACGCUGAGAGAGACACGGCAGUGGAUGAUGGGAAACAUCUUGAUGUGGCGUGCUCUUUUUCUCCUUUUCACCAUCUACGCAUAUGGAGGCUCAUUCACCCUGGAACACCCAAAGGGCUGUGGAGGUAAGGACAACAAGUGGACCAUAUGGGACUCAUCCUUUAUCAAACAGCUCAUGUUGGCAGGGGACAUCAAGCUCUGGGCAAUACUUCAAGGCCCGUUGGGACAACCAUUCGCCAAACCAACCAAUCUUCUGGCAGCGAGGUUGGAAAGGUUGGGGGCGGCCAUCUAUGAAGGCUACAACAAGCGAUGGCGGCCGACGACAAAGCUUGGGGGCCGUGAAGGCUCCCAAUGGAAAACGGCCCGUGCAAAGGCAUAUCCACCAGCUUUGUGCCGCAUACUAGCGCAGCAGCACAUUGCCUUCGCUGAGCAGCAAAUUGGGGAGGGAACAACCCAGGAACCGGAAGGUUUGGAACAAGCAUUGGAUGCACUGGCGAAUUCCUAUGACCCUUAUUGGCUAGAAGCGAAGGGCACAAAAAUGUGCUCGGAUUACAAUUUUGGAAAGAUUUCAGAGGACUCAGUAGUCACCUAA
Messenger RNA from Cladocopium goreaui, 10647 nucleotides. Lineage: Eukaryota; Dinophyceae; Suessiales; Symbiodiniaceae. The record is from the annotation of a GenBank genome assembly.